Fusarium subglutinans is the source of this 1305-nucleotide messenger RNA. RefSeq names its product phosphatidylglycerol lysyltransferase. NCBI's taxonomy places the organism in Eukaryota, Fungi, Ascomycota, Sordariomycetes, Hypocreales, Nectriaceae. The record is from RefSeq and is a predicted model, not a curated record. The coding region runs from base 1 to 1305 and encodes 434 amino acids. The transcript has a single exon. Gene Ontology annotation, molecular function: aminoacyltransferase activity. Gene Ontology annotation, biological process: phospholipid homeostasis.
AUGGAGAGACACGACAUGCUGUACUCCGACGUAGAGUCCGCAUCAUCGUCAACAUACCAACACUCACAGACAGACAUCUCUAUCGUAUCAGCAUCUACGACUCCGUCGACUGUCCUUCCAGACGAGGGUAUCAUCUCAAGGACCUAUGACGCUGCCAAAACCCUGUCGCACAUCAAAUGCCCCCACCAAUUGCAGAAGGGUCACCAAAGAAACAGCCCUAACAACACAUCCACAAAAGCAGCAUUCAAACACGACUACCAAUCAUACGCACAAACAUCUCACAUGGGUAUUCUUGACCCAGCAUACAAAGUCUUUGUUAGCAAGAAAGGCUACGGUUCCUUGAUCUACAAGCUUCACGCCAGGACCGUUGUCGUUGCUGGUGAUCCACUAUGCUCAGAGUUCCAUCGCCAAGCACUAUUCAGUGAGCUUCGGCGCUACCGUUGGGCUCGCGGUCUAUCACUUGCAUUCGUCGGAAUCAGCGAAGAGUUUGCCAAGUAUGCCCACCAAAAGGGCUGGGCGACGAUGCAUUUUGGCCACGAAGCCGUUCUCAACCCUCUUACCAACAAGGUCCUCCGCAAGCAAGCAGGCAAGCGCAUCAUCUCCCAGAACAAGCAGCUUCUCGACCCAAAGCGCGGGGGUGUUAGAAUGAACUUCUAUAGCCCCGCUGUGAACGAGGCAGAUCCUGAGCUAGAGCGACAGCUGCAGGAUCUUUACGACGAUUGGAGGGAGGACCGAAACCGGAAGCACGGAGAUGGCUCACAAGCUUUCGUCACUGUCUACGACCUCUUCUCUCUUCCCAAAUCCACAAUCUUUCUAUACACUUCCGACCGCGAUGGCAAGAUCAACGGACUUGCCACACUACGAGAACUUGGCGCAGAGAAAGGAUAUCACCUCGAUCCCUGCAUCGCAUCCCAAGAUGCACAACGAGGAAUUUCAGAUCUCCUCCUGUUCACUGCCAUGGAGAUUCUCAAGGCUUCCGACGUAGGCUACAUGAGCCUUGGAAUUGAGCCUCUCGACGAGGUUCAAGAGGUCACAGGGUCAUCGAAGCUUGUGUCACGGCUCUGGAAGGAUGGCUACAACCAGAUGAUCCAGUCUGUGCCCGUGACAGGCAAAGCAGCAUACUUUAAGAAGUUCUGCCCAGAUGAGUCGCUUACGUCGAAACUUUAUAUCUGCAUACCCAGCAAAGGCAUCCCCGUUCGAAGAUCAAUCGCACUACUGCAAUUCGCGAACAUGAACCCCAGCCAGCUAUUUACUCAAAUACACUUGGGAGAUCGGCACAAGGAAAAGCAAACACCACAAUCAUGA